AUGAAGAACACCGCCGUAUUCGUACUCCUCGGCCACGCGGCACUUGCUCAGGCCGAAGCCUGGUGGGAAGGUGCUCCAGAGUGUGCUUAUGACUGCUUCAACUCGUGGUGGUCCUCCGCCAUCGCCUGGCCGGCUCCCACCAGUUACUGCUCCGCAAACCAGGGAGCCUCCGUAUCCAACUGCCUCAGGACGGCCUGCUCGGCCACCCCGACAGCCGUGACCUCGUACAGCUCGCUGUCCGCGUCACUGUGCUCCAGGUGGUCAUCGUGUAGCUCUGCCGGCUCCACGGGCGUGUACACCAUCACAGCGCCAGCAUUCACCGGCAGAUGGCCCGACCUUGAUGAUGAUCACGAUUGGGACGACCUCGACUGGGAUGACCUCGACUGGAACGACCAUGAUGACGACGAUGACGACGACGACGACUGGGACGACCUGGACCGCUUCCGCUCGCGCUGGUCGCAGUUCACGCGCACCUGGACCGGCGGCGUCUACACCGUCACGGGCUGCGAGUGGGACGGAAACGUGUGGGCGGGCGGGCCGUGGGGCUACGGCAUCGGCGGCGCGGCCGGCUCGCCCUGGGGCCCCUGGGGCAGCGGCUGGCGGGUGACCACCGUCACGCAGACCAUCACGCGCGUCGUCACGGUCACCAGCUCGGGCGGCGCCACCUCGCUGUCCACCAGCGUCGGCCCGGGCCUGGUCGCCCUGGCCGUCAGCGGAGACGUGACGAGCACCAGCGUCGUCGGGGCGGCCGAGACGACCGGCACCGGCACCGCUGGCAACAGCCCCAGUGCUACCGGCGGCAGCGGCGGUGGCUCGGUUCCGGACGCGGCCGCUGCCUUGGCUGGGGAUGGCGCUCUCGGGGUCAAGGUUGCCGGGGCCGUUCUGGGCGGCGUCAUUGCUGUGGCUGCCCUGCUUUAA
Thermothelomyces thermophilus ATCC 42464 is the source of this 918-nucleotide messenger RNA. RefSeq lists its product as uncharacterized. The transcript is spliced from 3 exons. NCBI's taxonomy places the organism in Eukaryota, Fungi, Ascomycota, Sordariomycetes, Sordariales, Chaetomiaceae. The record is from RefSeq and is a predicted model, not a curated record. The coding region runs from base 1 to 918 and encodes 305 amino acids.